GCUUACAUUAUUAAAAUAUUACAGCGGUAACAGACGUCUUAAUCAGUCGGGAGGAUUAUUUUCCUGACUGUGGAACGUUUCACAGUGAACGUUAAAUGCCAUUUAUUUUGUUUAAUCUAAAAAGAGUAUACUAUUAAGUCUAUUUCAAUGACUUUGUCUUAAGAAAAUAUAGGUCUUUCACGAAAACAGGUCGUUCGUCCUGCACUUUGUGGCUUGUGACUGUCAAGUUUUGCACGUGGGGAUGUAUUGCCCACGUGUUCACGGUGUUGCGAUGCCAUGACUACCCGGACAGAAGGGGUUCAUGUUGAGUUAGUGAUAUGGCCACUCGAAGAUCUAGACUUCAGUUCCGACCUAAUGUCGGCCCUAAAACCAGCAAAGGUCAGUCUGCACCUACAAGUUCAAGACCUGAACGCAAGCCCAAAGAAAGUGAUUCCACAGUUGUCCCAUCUGUUGAACCUACAACAGAUGUGCAGCCUACUUCAACAGGUCAGACUGCUUCAGAAGUCUCAAAUGUUGAUGGCCCAGCAACAGAAGUGCAGUCUGCUCCAGCAUCUGAAACCAUUAAAAAUCAACCAACUAAUGAAGCCACAAUUCUGAAUAAUCAGUCCACUGGGCAGGAGAGUCCUGAGGUAGAACAACAGAGUGUUACUGAGAAGACCGAUUCAGAAAAGCCAGAAAAAGCAGAAGUUGUCAAAAUAGAUGAUGUGGCACCUGUUGUCAAACCUGAAGUAAAGCCAAAGGGUAGAAGUCGAUUUCCCAAGGCCCGUCCAAACCUUGCUGAUUCUGGCCGUCCAAAAAUAUCACGAACACCCACCUCACAGGUAGUUACCACAGUCCCAGGUCCAACGAAUGUCUCAGCCUUACCUGUUCCCCCACCUGAACCUGUCGGCACCAAGGAGACGCCCACACCCACCAGCCCAGUGAAACAAAGCACAACCAAGAACGUGGAACUGCCAAAAUUGAGUGUUGAACAUGAGGUAAACAUUGCUCAGAGUGAGAAGAGUGGAGAAGAACCAGUGGAAUCCAGACCAGUUGGUGUACAGCGCAAACUCAGUGACUCUACAGACAAGAGGGUUAAUGCUGUACUGGAAAAGAAGGUUAAUGUCACAACAGAGAAACGUAAAGAGCAUCAUUCUCACCGCCGCCUGCCCUCAGAAUACGAGCCUCCUAAUCGACAGAAGUUGACAAUGGGAGACCUCAUUUACUGGAACCCACGGAAAAAUGUUCUUAAGCCAAAAACGAAGAAUAAACCUACAACGAACUCACCAAAGACUCAACCAGCGACAGCCCCGGUUCCUGCAUCCCGCAAAACGGAAGCGGUGGAUGCAGAGAAUGAUGACGGGGAGGACGACUCAAUGCCGGUCCCACAGGUGAAGAUCGGACCCGACGGAAACAUAAUACUCAAUGAGGAAAGUUUAGUGAUUGACAACCAGGAGAAAGACAAAAGCCAAGAGAUGGAAAUUGUAGAGGAAGAUGAAAGUCGACCCUGUGGUGGUUUCUAUGGCAACAGAAUCCAGUCUCGCAGAUGGAAUGUGAUGGAGACAAAGCAGUUCUACCGAGCCCUUGCCACUGUUGGAACAGACUUCACCAUGCUCAUGAAACUGUUUCCUGAUCGCUCUCGCAAAGAAAUAAAGAACAAAUUCAAGAAAGAAGAAAAGUAUCACCGUGUUUUGAUUGAUAAAGCAAUAGAUCAGCGACAGAAGUUCGACAUGGCGAUCCUGGAGAAGUUUGAGCAGGAGCGGCGAGACUACCUGGAGUUUGUCAAGUCGGAGGAGCUGAGGGUGAAGCAGCAGAAGAUCGACGCACGGCUCGAGAAGAAGAAACUGCGCGAGGAGAAACGCAAACAGAGGAUAAUGAAGGAAAACAAGCUGCGGAGGUCACACAGGAAGAGACGAAAGACGGUGUUUGACGACGUACCAGAUGACCUGGAAGAGAUGUCUACUGAUAGGGGUAUCAAGGUCAUUGAUGAACUGCACUCAAAGCGUGAAGAAGUGGUGGAGAUCCUCAUCAACAUGAGUUAUGGCUGCCCAUCUCGCCAGGAGACUGUCGACAGCAGUGAUGAGGGAGAAAAACCAUUCACAGAAGUACUUCCGUUCAUCCCCAAUAGUGUAAAACCUGUCAACAGGAAUGUUAAAGAAGUUCUAGCCACCGACAUCCAGGAGGACUCGACAGUUGAUCUGGAAGUGUGCACCACUCCAAUGAAAGAGUCUUCCAGUGAACUCUCAUCAUCUCAGGAUGCCAUUCACUGUGUGGAAGACAUGCAGGAAAUGCCGCGACCGACACCACCUGUGGUUCUGGUACAGCAUUUACAGCAUUUCAGUAAUUCUUCUGAAGGUGUGAGACCGACAUCACAUGAAAUUCAGUUACAGGACUCACAACCUCCAGAUCAUUCUCAAGCUGCAAGACCAACACCACCUGUAGUUCAGUUACAGCACCCAGAGUUGUCAGGCAAUUCUGCUGAAGCUGCUGCCAGGCUGCAGGAGGAGAUGGCUGACAAUAAGGUUCAGAUGAUUCUUGUACCCGAAGAGUCUGCUGGUCAGACAGUGAUUCACGUGUACAUUGUGCCCGAAGGUGCAGACAGUGUAACCGUGGAUGGUCGAACCGUUUUGUUGUCCCCAACUCACACUCCGUGCUCUAGUCAGAUGAUGUCACCACGAUACAGUGCAGCUUCUCCCGGUGAUGUCAGAUCCAGGCAUUCCUCAUCUUCCUCAUUGUUGUUGCCCCCAAGUCAGCAUCAGACAUGUAGUCCAGCACCAUGUGUUUCACUUGAUGUAUCUCAUAGCAAUAAUGGUAAAACUAAAGGAACAAAGAACUCGGAAAAACAGUCAUUUUCAGGAGAUCUGUUACAAAAAACUGGAGUCAGACUUGUAAAUAAAAUAGAUGAUCAUAGUUUAUCUCGGCACAGUCACACUGGUAGAACAUCCUUUGAAUUUAGCUCAUCUUCCAUCUCAGCAUUGCAGCAAAAAGCUUUGAAGAUUGAGAAGCCAGUGACUCCCUUGAGUCCUCAACUUUGUGGAUCUUCUCGGAGCCGACCUUGUCCUCAAACACAAGUAGAACCCAUCUUUCAGAUUUCCUCAGCACAAAACGUGUUCACACCUUUACCUCCACCUUCUAAGAUCAGAAAAUUAUCACCCAGACCGGAGGAAGUGCAAUCUAGUUCCAGUUCCAUGGCAUAUGUUAAUCCAUCUGAGUCAGAAUCAUCAUCAUGCCAUGAGUUGAUGAAGAGAAAAUCUCCUAAAAGAUAUCCAUCUACAACUGUUGAAAUUGCCACUCUUACAAACAUAGUUAAACAAGAAGGGGACCCAUGCAUUCUCUCUGAUGGUUCAGUCUCCCCACAACAGGAGAAGGUUCAUCCUGCUUGUAGUUUUAAGAACAGUUCCCAAGAACAGGGCCCAUUCAUAGCUGGUAAUGGUUUUGGUUCUGUGGAAAUGGAUGGCACGGGUUCCUCACAGGAACAUCAUGUUUCCACUGUAGUGAUGUCCGAGGACUGUUUGACUGGUAAUGCAGAGUCACCUGCAGUAGAUAAGUUGUCCUUUGAGUCAGUGGAACAUUACUCAGGGAUUGUUUGUGAACCUCCCCCGAGAACUGUCGUGGUAGAUGGUUCUGGUGACACUGCCGACAUUGUUCCAUAUCAGAGUGAUGUGAUUGUGAAAGAUGAUUCAUCUUAGCGAACGUUGAUCAGUGUAACUGUUGGGCAUUAUAAGGAAGAUUUUGUUUUAAAAGUGCAAUUAGAAAUUUUAUUAAUCAUGAAAUAAUGGAUUUUUUGUUUGUUUUUUGGAAUGUGCAAUUAUGAAGAUCUAAAAAGAAAUAUAUAAAUCAUAAUAGAAAGACAUGUAGAAGUCAUACCUGCCUUAGUUUACUUACGACACAUACUGGUAUAGUAUCCGUAGAUUUCAAGGCCAUUGUCAAAUUUCUAUAAAAAGGAACCUACAUGUAUGGGAGACCUUAGUUUUACAAUAAUAUGUUCAUAGGUUUACAAUUCAUUGUAAGGAAACAGCUUUUUAUUUAGUAAAGUGAUGUACCAGUAUUAUUGAUAGGUAGAGGUCAACAACAGAUAUUUCGGAGAAAACGUUUUAAAUGAUCAUAACACAACAUUUUUAAAAUAGUAUUAUAAGAGUUACUGGAUUAUAAAGGCACCUUGUUUUAAGAUGAAACCGAGAAACAAGAAACAUAACGUCAAAUAUCGUUGCUUAUAAGAAAAACGAUGGAUUGGUUGGCUGGGUAGAUAUAAAAAAUUUAAGGGGCAGGACAUGUUAAGAAUUCUAUUUAUUAUAUUUAUUAAGGUAUUGGGUCAUUUUCUGGUGGUGGGGGUGGAGGUGCUGAAACAUACAAACAAUAAGACUAGCUGCAUAACUUCAUGUAUUUUAGUAAUUGAAUCAUUGGUGGAUUUGGGGGAAAUUACAGGCAAAACUUUUCACUAAACGAUUAUCCAGACAUAUUUUUUUCUGUGUUUAAAGGCAUAUUGUCACAGACUACUGACCUAUUUAAUGGUCUAACAAAGUAUUACCUGAACAAAAAAAAUUGAUUUGUCUCUAAAUGUACUUUAUUCAACCAUC
This is a messenger RNA of Gigantopelta aegis, 4556 nucleotides long. Its product is annotated as inner centromere protein A-like. Gene Ontology annotation, biological process: RNA polymerase III preinitiation complex assembly. The transcript has 12 exons. The coding region runs from base 318 to 3668 and encodes 1116 amino acids. Lineage: Eukaryota; Metazoa; Mollusca; Gastropoda; Neomphalida; Peltospiridae. Gene Ontology annotation, cellular component: transcription factor TFIIIB complex. The record is from RefSeq and is a predicted model, not a curated record. Gene Ontology annotation, molecular function: TFIIIC-class transcription factor complex binding.